AUGGGUGUGCACGAAACGAGCGAAGCGUAUCGUGCCAAUGUCACCGGCAGAAUGGCCAGGGAUCGUUCUGGUUCGGAAUAUUCGGAGAACAUGAGCGACGCCACGACCUGCAGUUGCACGACAAAUUCCAUCGACAAGUGCUCGUUGCGCGGCUGCGGCAUGUUUCAAGAGCCGUUUUUCCUGCAUCCGCCAGGUUCUCGGCCCCGCGAUGGAAUUUACAUAAACCCGAUGACCGCGUACAUCGGCGAGUCGGCCAAGCCAAAGGACACGGAGUCCUUCUAUCUUCACAGCCCCCACGAUCUCGUCUACACCAGGAUAACGCGACUGUUCUCGGACACCGGCAAGCACCGGCACUUCGAGAGGAAAGACGAGACUUUGACUGCCUGCUGUCAUCCAAUUGCAGUGAAAGUGGACGUGCACAUCAACAAUGGCGUUCUUGACCGACCGACCAGUGGAAACGGUUACGCGACUAAAUCAGAGGCGGUUCGCGAGCCGUACGAGCACGCGUACGAGCAAAUCUGUUUGAGACAGGAUCCGGAAGCUGCCACUGCUGGACAGAAAAGGGUCCCCGACAACGCCUCCGACGGCAGUCGUUCCCAGAAAACCGAUCGGAGAUACAGCAGAUCGAGCAGCGCCAGCGAGUCGUCGAAUCUGAGCAGCGAGGUGCCGUGUUUCUCGUCGAGCGCUUCAACCCCGUCGCUCUCGAGGAACAGCAGCAACGAGCGGAUCGGCAAGAACGCGAAGAUCACCGCCGAAUUCCCGCACGAGAAAAAAGAUUCGACCGGCUCUCAAGUAGAAAGCGAAAAGGAGAUUAAACCGGCUAGCAGCGGAGCUAGUUUCGCGAAGCCGCCGCCGCCACCACCACCACCCCCACCGCCGGACAGGGAGGACGUUGUGGUGCUCCUGGUGAACGCCAAGCAGAACACGGAAACGACCGCGCGCGACGAGAAGAAGGACGCUCCUGGCGAGACCAAUCGGGAUGGAAGAACCGAGAACGGACCUACCCCAUCUUCCGCGACCAACAAGUCCGACGUAUCCUGCGGCGAGCAUCAACAGCCGGAAGUACCUCCUGCCAGUCCGCCGACGGACACCGAGGAAAUUAAGGCGAACCAAACGUCCCACCUGGUCAACAGGCACAUGGUGCUGCCGUUCAUACCGCCCAAGUUCGCCAACGCGGACUCGAACACUCUGCUCAAGCCGUCCGAGUACUUGAAGAGCAUCUGCAAAGCAUCGUCCAAGAACAGUCUCUCGAAAGCAAGGUCGGUGGACAACUUGGACAUCCAGAGCAGAGGCGUCUAUCGACGUGAAAUUAACGCGGAGGAGGACGACGAGGAGAAGGAGGAGGAGGACCGGCAAGUGGGGGAAGGGGAGGAGGAAAAAGAAUCGACCUUUGGACCUCCGCCACCGCCGUUGUCGCCCCUGCAAAGGUCUCGACGGAUCGGCGAGGACGUCGGUGCCGGCGGUGCUACCGGCGCCGGCGUCGGUGCGACCGUCGACUCCGAGCACUCGAUGUCCAAGACUCCGCAACCUCUAGCCACCAUCAGCAUCCAGGACCUGACGAGCAUUCAGCUAAGACGAACCACCGUUAAAAUGAACGCGACCAAAACGUUCUCCGCGCCGCCUCCUCGCAGCGUGUCUAUGACGAACGUUUCGGAGCCGUUCUUCGUCCAGAAGACGGACUUGAUCGCGGAAUUGAAAAGGACCAAGGACAUUCCCGGAAUAAAGAAACUCAAGGUGGAGAUGGCGCAGGUCGAGAAGACGCAGGAGCAGAAUCUCAUGUCGGAGAUCAACAAGGCGUUCAGCGUUUCGAACUUCGUGGACCAGAUUCCAGAGAAAGACAGUUCCGGGAAUGUGAUACCAAUAUGGAAGCGACAAAUGCUGGCUCGGAAGGCUGCCGAGCGAGCGAAGAAGGAGCUGGAGGAGCAAAUAGCCAGGGAGAACGAGGAGAGACGACAGAAGGCGAUUCCCGCGUGGAAGAGGCAACUCCUCGCCAAAAAGGAUCACGAGGAAAAAAGACUGAACCCAGUGCUCGGGGCGCCAGUGGUAAAGGUGGAGUCCGCAGGGUCGCUGAAACGUGACGUUUCGCCGACUCCUUCGCGAUCGAAUCAGCUCGAGGAGAAGCUGGAAAUCGAGGAGAAGAAGAUCGACACGAGCCUCGGCAAUCAAACGAACCACGUGAACGAACUCGACGAGGAGGACGAUGCUCAGAUCAUUCCGUGGCGAGCUCAGCUCAGGAAAACCAACAGCAAACUCAACAUCUUGGACUGAUCCACCGUAUGGAUUCGCCCGUGGAAAAUUUCGUAUUCGCGGGAGAAAGCGACUUCAUGCCACUUUCUGUACUCUGGAGAAUAAAUGCAGCGAUCUUGUAAAAGCUGAAGGAUCUCAAGAUCCUUCGAUAACACGUUAGGGUGUCGAGAUAUCGGAUCUAAUUCAACGCAAAUUGCUAACGAACGAUAUUUAUGCGUUCUGUAACUGGUGUUAAGGGUCUAAACGUUAAAAAGUAAAUGAACCUUACGUUCAACGAACUGCGAGCGCUGGCUUACAGCUAAUAGAUCGCUAUCCCGCAGAGAAAACAUAGUAGCUGGCAUCUGACAGGGGAGUCGCCUAACAGACCACUUAAAACUUAAAUAGAUCGUUGUAUUUAUUCUGCCAAUUUUAGUCGCUAUCAAAUAAGGGCUCUUUUACGCGUGCAAACGAGGAGGAAUUGUCUCAACACUCGUAUGCUCGAUUCCUGCGUGAAAGAAUCCUUACUCCCGAUACAGUGUCCUCUGAAAAAGCUUGUGCCUGGUGUCUGCUUGAGAAUGCCCAACUUUGCUACGAAAUAA
Molecule: messenger RNA, 2825 nt
Organism: Colletes gigas
Lineage: Eukaryota; Metazoa; Arthropoda; Insecta; Hymenoptera; Colletidae
Gene: f
Product: espin
Exons: 12
Coding region: 1-2268 (755 amino acids)
Biological process (GO): actin filament bundle assembly
Cellular component (GO): cytoplasm
Molecular function (GO): actin filament binding
Source: RefSeq, a predicted model, not a curated record